AGCCCACCAGAAGCUGUGAAUGGUAGACAGCUCCUAGGAUCUGUGUGGUGAGACAGUGAGUGGAGACUGGAGCAGAGCGCACAGCUACAGACACAGAUCCUCUGAUGUCAAAUGAUGUAAAAUAACUGGAAGAGAAUUGAGGAUAUUUUUUUUUUUUUUGAAAUAACAAACGGAUAACACCAGUGCUUAAUAAGCGCACUCACAUACGCGUGAUAUAUUUUUUUAUUCUAAGGAAUUUACGCGCGCUAAAGAAGUGGCCAUGGCGCAUUUUACGCACUGCAGAAACAGACUUUCGGAGACUUUUUUGGAUUAAACAGAAAGUAAUUUUGCUUUUUUUACAUCAGAAGAAGAGCUCAAAUGGCGGCACUUCGUAGGAAAUUUGGCGAAGACUACCAGGUGGUUAACACCAAUAGGGCUACUGCUUUUACUGCUGCUCCGGUGAAGAAGAAACGCCAGCGCUUCGUGGAUAAGAACGGUCGCUGCAACGUGCAGCACGGAAACCUCGGAGGAGAAACCAGCAGGUAUCUCUCUGACCUCUUCACCACUUUGGUUGACCUCAAGUGGAGAUGGAACAUGCUCAUCUUCAUCCUCACGUACACGAUCGCUUGGCUGGUCAUGGCAUCGAUGUGGUGGAUCAUCGCGUAUAUCCGAGGAGACCUGACUCACGGUGGACACGACGCGUCCUACACUCCCUGCGUGGCCAAUGUUUACAACUUCCCCUCGGCUUUUCUGUUCUUCAUCGAGACCGAAGCCACGAUCGGUUACGGUUAUCGGUACAUUACGGAGAAGUGUCCCGAGGGCAUCAUCCUCUUCUUGUUCCAGUCGCUGAUGGGCUCCAUAGUGGACGCUUUUCUCAUCGGCUGCAUGUUCAUUAAGAUGUCCCAGCCUAAGAAACGCGCAGAGACGCUCAUGUUCAGUCAGGACGCGGUGAUCUCUCAGAGAGACGGGAAACUGUGCCUCAUGUUCCGGGUGGGAAACCUGAGGAACAGCCACAUGGUGUCCGCUCAGAUCAGGUGCAAACUCAUAAAGUCUCGUCAGACACCCGAGGGCGAGUUCCUGCCUCUGGACCAGUGUGAGCUGGAUGUUGGUUUUGGGACGGGUGCAGACCAGCUCUUCUUGGUGUCCCCUCUCACCAUUUGCCACGAAAUCAAUCCCAAGAGCCCCUUUUUCGACUUAUCUCAGCGCUCUCUCUCGAACGAACAGUUUGAGAUUGUCGUCAUCCUCGAGGGCAUCGUGGAGACCACUGGUAUGACAUGCCAGGCACGGACGUCAUAUACCGAGGAUGAGGUUUUAUGGGGUCAUCGCUUCCUGCCGGUGAUGUCCCUGGAGGAGGGCUUUUUCAGGGUAGACUACUCUCAGUUUCACAGCACGUUCGAGGUGCCGACACCACCGCACAGCGUCAAGGAGCAUGAAGAGAAGAAUUCGCUGCCCUCGCCUCUAUCCACUCCCACCCCCGCACUGACUGAGAGCUUCGGCGCCCGGCGUGCCCGGGUGUUUUCCGUGGAUUGCAUCAACGCAUCAGACGAUAGGAGGGGUCGACUGCCGAGCAAGCUGCAGAGGAUGAGUUCAUCCGGGAAGGAAGACCUGCAGAGGAAGGUGCUUUUGCUCAGCUCCCAGCAUUCGGAGAAGGCCUGCAGCACAGGAGACCUGCCCCUAAAGCUGCAGCGCCUCGGCUCCUCGCAAGGGCCCGAAGCGGAGAAUCGACUGCAACUCAAGUCCCUCAAGGUGGGCUUUGAACCCAUGACCCAGUCUACUGGAGACCUGUACCAGCACAGCCUAACGCCCACACUGUCCCCUGCUCCGGUCCCCAUGCAUAGCCCCCUGCUCUCAGCUGGAGGGAGGCCGGAGGACAACCUGCCAGCGAAGCUACGGAGAAUGAACGCCGACCGCUGAAACCCGGACAGACCGGAGGACACACGCAUGGAAACAGACUCAGACUUUACCUUACCUUUGGAGGCUGUGAUAGCAAAAAAAAACAGUUUACUGUCAGUUUAAUGAUUUGUUAUUGUUUUUUUUCUUGAGACACAACCUUUACUGGAAUUACUGUGAUUUUUUGUGUUUCAUAGCGCAGGCAUUCAUGCAGGCUUUGUUACACACAAGACAAGAAGAAAACACAAACUUCAUGCUUAAUGCGAACUUGAUCAUUCUGCAAGAGUUGUGCAUGUAUACACUAAAUCCAUGUAUGCACCACUUAAUAGUCAAUCUUAGUUUUAUCUAUAUAUAAAUUAUAUAAAGAUGAUAAUAAAUGCUGUUUGAUCUUU
Molecule: messenger RNA, 2261 nt
Organism: Sebastes umbrosus (honeycomb rockfish)
Lineage: Eukaryota; Metazoa; Chordata; Actinopteri; Perciformes; Sebastidae
Gene: kcnj19a
Product: potassium inwardly rectifying channel subfamily J member 19a
Exons: 3
Coding region: 358-1893 (511 amino acids)
Biological process (GO): potassium ion import across plasma membrane; regulation of monoatomic ion transmembrane transport
Cellular component (GO): plasma membrane
Molecular function (GO): G-protein activated inward rectifier potassium channel activity
Source: RefSeq, a predicted model, not a curated record